Messenger RNA from Coregonus clupeaformis (lake whitefish), 3881 nucleotides. RefSeq lists its product as uncharacterized. The transcript is spliced from 5 exons. The coding region runs from base 2198 to 3121 and encodes 307 amino acids. NCBI's taxonomy places the organism in Eukaryota, Metazoa, Chordata, Actinopteri, Salmoniformes, Salmonidae. The record is from RefSeq and is a predicted model, not a curated record.
GUCGCUCUGGAUAAGAGCGUCUGCUAAAUGACUCAAAAAGAAAGAAAAAGAAGCUCCCUGGGAAGUAAAUACAGCUUUAUUGGUAUUUUACAGUACAACUGCUAGCUCCCCACACCCACGUAGCAGCAGAACUACUGCAAUCACGGCACUUUACAUUCAGCAGGGCGAUAAAGUGUGAAUCGAGAGUUGAGUGCAGUGCUGAGGUGUUUAUUGCAUAGAGCGAGGCAGCAGUGUGUUUGAUCUCUGUAUGUCUGUCUGUCUGUCUGUAGAGGGGAGUGAUACUUCUGAAUGAUUCAUAUUCAGGCCUGGUGUAGACUCAUCUUAUGCAUACUGAUGUCCUACUUCUCAUGUAAGUGUGAAGCACUAACACAUCUGGAAACAAGAGGUUUACAUCCAGACAGACACAAAGGCUGUCACAGCUAUAUCUACUGUGUAGCUAAGAGUUACCACCAUUAUUGUUUGGCAAAGACAUUAACAUUUUGUGUUUGUCAUCAACUAUGCCACCUCGCCACAUUUUGUAUUCGCCCACUCAUAGACUAUCGACUUGUAGAAUUCAAUGAGAGCAUAAUUAUUAUUGAGACUUGACACAAGUGAGCAUGCAGAUUUGAACCUUCAUUGAUUUCAGCAGUUGGGACACGACACAGGAAGAUUAUUGUUAAUAACACAAAGACCACCGUGUGUGAAAGAGGAGAGCUGUAUUCUGUGAGGCGGUGAGUGAUAUGGGAAAUUUAUAUAAGAAGCAGCACACUGUCCGCAAUCACACUUCCCUGCUUUCUACUGUACAUUUGAGCACUUUCUGUAGUGUAGUGGUUAUCAAGGUCCCCAGUUUGGAACCGGGUGGAAACAGUGAUUUCCCAGGUAGCCUAGCGGUUAGAGCGAAAGGUCGCUGGUUUUAAAUCCACGCACCAACAAGGUGAGAAAUCUGUCGAUGUGCCCUUGAGCAAGGCUUUUAACCCUAAUUGCUCCAGGAUUGCUGUUGAUAAUGGCUCUCUCUCUCUCUGAGGGUGUCUCAGGGAGAGUUGGGAAAUGCAAAAAAAGUACAUUUCUAAUUCAUGGGUGAAAAAAGGAUAAAUAUAAGUUCCCACCAAAAUUAUUUAUUUUAUUAUUACCUGCAGAGGCGGUUAAUGCGGAGGACAGGUGGAACCAGUUUGUGUCUCAUUACCCUGGCUGCCUCCCAACUCUUAGCAGACAUGUCACGGAUGUUUGCCAUAUUUCCUCUCACUCUCCCCCCUUGCUUCACGGUCCGAAUUAUAAGCUUCACCUGCUCGGAAAGGUUUUCUUGUGAUGCUUGAAGGCUGGAAUUGGGUCAUAUCUGUAGGACCAGAUGGGAGUCUGAAGGGAUGGGAUUUUAUUUAAGCCUACACAGUACAGAAAUAAUUUAGGGUGGAGGUGCUUAGUUGAACUGAGUGCAAAGCAAGCCAAACGCUGCAAACAAAACUUGAAAGCUAAAGUUGGUAUUGAUUUAAAUAUGCAGAUAAUGUGCUGGAGAAAAUGUGUUGUCAUGGGAGAGAUUUGAGAGAAAGCCAGAGAGAAAAACUAGACUUUCAGUGCCCUGAGAUGGACUACAAAGUAGCUAACAGAAAAGAACAUACACUUAUUGAUGUGUAAUGAUGCCUCUGCUAUGUUUUUUCCGGAUGAACAAAUUUGCAUUUUCAAAUUUUAAUCCUUAGCAUCACGAUGCAGCCGCUUCCUCUGUGAGACAUCCUUAAUUUCACAGACAUUCAGAUGCACACGAGUGAGGAGAGGAGCUGGACAGCUGUCUAGUCUGUGCUGAAAGUACUGGGGUGUAAUUUCUCACUAUAUAUAUCCAUCUUAGGGGGGAGAACAUGUAUGUGCUGUAUGUCUGUGACAUCUAGACAAGUUGUGAUUGGGGCUCAGGGGAGAGGGUGGAUACAGCCUCUAGCCUGAGCCAACUGUUUCUCACACUCCCCCCCCAAAUAAAAAAAAGAACGCAUGACAAUGGGAAAAAUUCUAGAACUGUCCACAAGAUUCCGGAAAUACCAGAGGACAACCUUGACUAGAUUCCACAAGCAUUCUUCUUCUUUUCUAUUACAACACAGCAAACAGAAAAUAGCACAAGAGUCUUCUCAACUUUACAACAUUUAACUGGAAUGAAUGAAUCCCCAGGUUCCUAACGGGUAGAUCGAUCUACCAGAGCUGGUACCAACAGAGCUCCUACUUACCCACAUAUCCUACUAUGGCCCGGAACAACAGCCAACCCAGUAUGGCCUGCUCCAGCAUAGGUCGUCCAUACAUAUCAUUCCUUGAUAUGGACAAGGCUGAUGACAUCUGGCAGUGUGUCAAGAACAAGGUGGCCUCCAGUCUGUGUGGCCCCCAUGUGACGGCCAUGCCCCACCUGCGUGAUGCCCAGAUGUUCCGUCCUCUCUGCGUUAUCGGGAAGCGUGUGGAGCGUUCGCUGCGUGUGCGUAAGGUCCGCUCCUUGUUCCCCCUGGGGCCCCUGAAGGACCUGUUAGAUGACCCGGCCGGCUCCCCAGAGGCCUCCCUGAAGACUGAGGGGCUCGUGCGCUGCGAUUUCCUGCACGACGAGUUCCUGGACGGCGUGGGGAGGGUCCGUGUGCAGGUCAGCAACCUGAGGAAAGAGGCAGCGGUUUGUCCCUUGGCCCCACACAGACAGCUGUCCCUCAGGGACAACCUGCCCUGGCUGGACUCUGUUCACCGCCUCUACCUGGUGAGCGAGGUGUACUGCAGCUCUGACGCCAAGCUGCGUGUGCUGGGGAUGGAGAGGAGGACAGAGCUGAGGCUGGGGCCCGACACCCCACUGGCCUUCUCCUGCCUCAGGCUCUCUGUCUCUCCCUCGGGCCUGUUGGAGGUGUGUGACGGCUGGGAGGGCAGCUACCUACACCCCAAGGCCAGGUGGGCCAAGUUCGACUCCCCGGACUAUGCCUCUCUGGUAGCAGGGAGACCGGUGUCUGAGCCCAAGAUGAUGAGCCUGCUCUCCCAGUUUGCGUUCAACAUCUCCCACCCCUCCAUAAUCUCCCUGCCCAACUCGGCCCUCCACCUGCCGGGCCCGUCCCCCAGCAAGGAGCAACACCAGGAGGCGCAGGAGAUCUCCAGCGAGGCCCUGCUGCCCCUGGAUGAGGAGGAGGAGGAGGGAAGCUGAUGAAGAGGGAGGAGGACAGGAAGGCAGAAGGGGGGCUGAUAGGGAGAGGUAGAGGGGGUGGAGGAGAGGAGCGUGAGGAGAGGACAUUGGUCUCUCGGGGGUAAAAGCCAAUUAAAUGAAAUUGACAGCUGAGCAACGCUGUAUUCCAUCCACAGUUUAUUAUUGUACACCACGGACACGGAUAUUAGUAAUCUACGCCAACCCUUCAAGUUAUCUAGUCAAACAGAGAAAAAGUUCCUGUUCUGUGAUUCCAAGGACAAUUCCUUUGAGAGUGAGUCAAUGUAUUGUUGAACUAGGCAGUUUUAUUAAUUACAGCGUGUGUGUAAAGUCCUCGAUCUUGGGGAGUUACAUGUACAGCAGUCCUCGAUCUUGGGGAGUUACAUGUACAGCAGUCCUCGAUCUUGGGGAGUUACAUGUACAGCAGUCCUCGAUCUUGGGGAGUUACAUGUACAGCAGUCCUCGAUCUUGGGGAGUUACAUGUACAGCAGUCCUCGAUCUUGGGGAGUUACAUGUACAGCAGCUGGUCCUCAUGUCAUCUCUUUCUCUGAAAGAUUCAUCCAACACCCAUAGAGAAGGUGGAGGGAGGGAGGAGGAGGGAGUGAUAGAUGGAUAGAGAGAGGGACAGAGAUAAAGAGGGACAGAGAUAAAGAGGGACAGAGAUAAAGCGAGGAAUAAAAGAGAAGUAUGGGACGAUAACAGAGAUAACCCACAUCACACCAGAUAACCCACAUCACACCAGAUAACCCACAUCACACCAGAU